AUGACCCCGCUGUCCAAGCUCGGACCGGCGAAGAGCGCGACGGGCAACAACAAUAGGCCCCCGUCGAGGCCUUCCUCCGCGGCGAGAAGGUCGCUCGCCACCGCCGCCGCCGCCGCCGCCGCCAAACCCCCCGGCGUCGGCGAGAGCGGCGCGAAGGGGGCGCAGGUCACCGUCGGCGGCGAGAACAUCGUCUCGGCGGUGUACGUCAGACGCGACGUCAUCGUCACCGGGUUUCCAUCCGGCGCUCUCGGCGUUUGGACGGUGUCGCACCACGGCGACGACGGCGCGCGGUGCCACCCCGUCCACGACGCCGUCGCGCGUUGGACCGUGUCGAUGGCGCAGAGAAUCGCGGGGGCGCACGAGCCCGGCCCGCGGGUGAACCUGAACGACGGCACGACGACGUACGGCGGCGUCCGCGCGAUGACGAUGCGAGCGGAUGGCGCGACGAUGCUCACGGGCGGCGCCGACGGUUGGGUGCACACGUGGGAGCUCGCCGACGGGACGAUCGCCGUCGUGGGCAGACCCAAGACGGACGGCCCGGGGAAGCCGCCGGUGGAGAGGCGGCGCGCGGUGCUGCUCAGGAAGCUCGGGUCGAGCGGGGAAACCGCCGGGCCGAACUCGUUUAGGAUUUCUUCGCCGUACGCGAACGAACCCCCGCCGGCGUUCAGGGCCAUCGACUGCAGGCCGCAGGAUUCGUCGCAGAGGCGUUCGCGGGAGGUGCCGUACGAGUUCGUCAUGGGCACGAACAAGUGCGACGUGUGGGAGGUUGAGUACAAGCGCGGGAUCGACCACCCGCCGACGAUCGGCGUGCAGGUGUACGGUCACGUCGCGGACCUCUACGCGAUUGCGUCGCAUCCCACCGAUCCCGACGUGUUCGCGUCGUGCGCCGAGGCGGACAGGGUGUUCCUGUGGAACGCGAACGAUCGAACGCUGGCGAGGACCGCGCCCGUCGGGCUCGUCGGGCGGAGCAUCUGCUUCAGCGCGACGCCGGUGCCGAAGAGCUCGACGUAUUUUCCCGACUGGCGCCCGGUCAACCGCAAAGACGGCGCCCCGUGCGACGCCGGUCACCACCUCGCCGUCGGCGGCAAGUUCGGCAAGAUCGCCAUCCUCGACGGCGUCACGCUGCAACCGCUCGUGGUGCUCAAGGAUGUGCGAUCGGCGGUGGACGACCUCAAGUACUGCGGCGGCCCGCGCGCGAUGCUCGCCGCCGCCUCACACGACAUAUGCGUCGACGUUUACGACGUCCACAGGGGGUACACGCACCUGAGCCGUUGCCGCGGUCACAUGGCCGCCGUGACCCACCUCGACUGGUCCCUCCCGAUGUUCCCGCACCUUCCCGCGCGGCGCAUCCUGCAGGCCACGUGCGCGGCGUGCGAGCUGCUGUACUGGGAACCCGUCAGCGGCGAGCAGGUGCUCGAGAAUCAGAGGGACGCGCGUUGGGAGUCGUGGACGUGCGCGCAGGGAUUUCCCGUCAUGGGCAUCUGGGAGGACGGCAGCGAUCGCACGGACGUCAACGCCGUGGACCGCGCCAAAUCCGGCCAGGACGUGUUCGACGAAAAGAGUAAAGAAAUCGUCGAGGCGGACGCGUGCGCCGGUGGUCUAGACCGCGCCGGUUACGUCGUCACCGCAGACGACUUCGGCAAGGUGAAGCUCUUCAACUACCCUUGCGUGUUCAACGACGCGCCGUACAGGGAGUACAAGGGCCACGCGUCGCACGCCAUGUGCGUCCGGUUCUCGUGCGACGACAGGCGGGUGUUCACCGCGGGUGGGCACGACCGCGCGGUGCUGCAGUUUACCACCCGGGGCGUUCGUCGCGACGAGACGCCCCAAACGUACGCGCCCCCGCCGGCGCCCAAACGAACCUGGGGUCCGAUCGACGGCGGCAAGGCGUACGGUUGGAUCGAGGAAGAGGCGUCAGCCGCGGGCGGGGGGAGCGAGCGGCGAAAUCGCCGGGCGCCGCCCAAGGCGAUCGCCGGCGCCGCCGCCGCGGAGGAGGCGCUUCGUCUGAAGCACGAGGCGGAGGAGGCGGCUCGGGUAAAGGAGGAGAAACGGCUCGCCGAUCUCGCGUUGGGACCCAAACCGUCAAACGCCAAUUACGGACAGACGUCGGCGGGUGCGACGGGAACCGUCGCGGGCCUCUCCGCGGGCAUCGCCAAGAGGGACAAGCUUGUCGCCGACGUGGACAAGCCGCUGACGGCCAUGGCGGCGCAGCAGCAGCCCAAGCAGCAGCCCAAGCCGCGAUACCCGGAACAGGCGAGGUAG
Molecule: messenger RNA, 2262 nt
Organism: Micromonas commoda
Lineage: Eukaryota; Viridiplantae; Chlorophyta; Mamiellophyceae; Mamiellales; Mamiellaceae
Exons: 1
Coding region: 1-2262 (753 amino acids)
Molecular function (GO): microtubule binding
Source: RefSeq, a predicted model, not a curated record